CAGGGGGGCGGCGGGAGCCCAAGAAGUACGCAGUGACCGACGACUACCAGUUGUCCAAGCAGGUGCUGGGCCUGGGUGUGAACGGCAAGGUGCUGGAGUGCUUCCAUCGGCGCACUGGGCAGAAGUGUGCCCUGAAGGUGACAUCUUUCCUUCUCCAACACUGAAGACUUUCUUCCCAUCUGUCAAGAUUCAGCCCCAGUGCCACCUCUUCCAGGAAGCUGCCCAGAGUUCCUGGCUUUGGGGCAAUGGAACCUUCUUUAACCCCUAAAGCCAUAAUACUCCCCUUUGACUCAAAGCACCUUUAUAGCACCUGGGCCCAACGCCUGGCAUAUAUCGGGGACUCAUGAGUGCUUAUGAAAAUAAGCAGGCUCUGGCCCUUCUGAGCUUUGGAAGGAGCAUCAGGAGCUGGACUUUUUCCAGGUUACACCUUCUCCACAGGAGAGGGGUUCUUGGAUUGCAGCUCAGAGAUAAACCACAGAGAAAUGUUAUUUCUCCUCUCCUAAAGUCUGAGAAUUCACAUUGUUAUUGGAAUCUAACAGUUCCACUGCCUCAACAGACCUCAUGGGGAAUUCCUGGGAGAAAGGAAAUGCCCAUUCAUGAGGCCGUUUCUGCCCACUGCCUGCUGUCCAGGCUGCACCUCUGAGUAGACAGAGGGUGUAACCAGAAUGCUGAAAGGAAGAGAGAACAUGAUGGAUGCAGAGACUGGAAAGCAGUGGAUCCAGAGCCCAGUACCCUGGAUGCCUCACUCUCCCUGGGGGGAUGGUGCCCACUGCUCCAUGGGUGAGGCUGGCCUGUUGGGGCUAGUGCUGUUGAGCUGGAUUUGAAGCCAGGUGAAGCUGCCAGGCAAGCCAGGCCCUUCUUCAUUUGGCAGCCACCAACCCCUCACCUACCAUCUCCAGACCGGUCAGAUCAGCCUCCGCAGGGCCACUCAUCAGAGGCAACAAAUCAGGAGGCACACGGAGGGCCUGGCAGCUCUGUACAACAGAGUCCCUUGAAAUAGUUUCACUGCCCCCUGCGUUCUCCCAAUGCUGCUCCUUACCUGGAAGGAAAGAAUCUGAGGAGCCAGAGUGUUAACUGCCAGGGAUGGCUCCUAUAUGACAGCCCCAAGGCCCGGCAGGAGGUAGACCAUCACUGGCAGGCUUCUGGCGGCCCCCACAUUGUCCGCAUCCUGGAUGUGUAUGAGAACAUGCACCAUGGCAAGCGCUGUCUCCUCAUCAUCAUGGAAUGCAUGGAAGGUGGUGAGUUGUUCAGCAGGAUUCAGGAGCGUGGCGACCAGGCUUUCACUGAGAGAGAAGCUGCAGAGAUAAUGCGGGAUAUUGGCACUGCCAUCCAGUUUCUGCACAGCCAUAACAUCGCCCACCGAGAUGUCAAGCCUGAAAACCUGCUGUACACAUCUAAGGAGAAAGAUGCAGUGCUUAAGCUCACCGAUUUUGGCUUUGCUAAGGAGACCACCCAAAAUGCCCUGCAGACACCCUGCUAUACUCCCUAUUAUGUGGGCUGUGCAUUCUGGGAGGCAAGGGACACAGGACAGCUGGCAGGCCAAGACCCUCUCACCUACGGCAGUUUCCCACCAAGCCCCAGACUGGCCUUCUCUUCUCUUCUUUCACCAAGGCUGAGACUGACAGAGGGGCCCAGGCCCAAGGGAGCUAGGGCCCCUGAGGUCCUGGGUCCAGAGAAGUAUGACAAGUCAUGUGACAUGUGGUCCCUGGGUGUCAUCAUGUACAUCCUCCUUUGUGGCUUCCCACCCUUCUACUCCAACACGGGCCAGGCCAUCUCCCCAGGGAUGAAGAGAAGGAUCCGCCUGGGCCAGUAUGGCUUCCCCAAUCCUGAGUGGUCAGAGGUCUCUGAGGAUGCCAAGCAGCUGAUCCGCCUCCUGUUGAAGACGGACCCCACAGAGAGGCUGACCAUCACUCAGUUUAUGAACCACCCCUGGAUCAACCAAUCGAUGGUGGUGCCACAGACCCCACUCCACACGGCCCGAGUGCUGCAGGAGGACAAAGACCACUGGGAUGAAGUCAAGGAGGAGAUGACCAGUGCCUUGGCCACUAUGCGGGUGGACUACGACCAGGUGAAGAUCAAGGACCUGAAGACCUCUAACAACCGGCUCCUCAACAAGAGGAGAAAAAAGCAGGCAGGCAGCUCCUCUGCCUCUCAGGGCUGCAACAACCAGUAGCUCAUGGGACAUUGGAGGAGCCUGGCCUCUCAGCCUGCAUAACAGACUGGAAUGUGCUGAGGCCCUGGCCAGGAGGGCCCAGGGUCAUUCUUUUAACAAAAGGAUUAUUUUAUUGUGUUUUAAUUUGUCACUUGGAACUUCAGGAUGGAGGACCCUGACCCUAAACCUCCUUCAGAUCUCUGGCCCAGGCUCAAGCCCUAGAGACGGGCAGGGCCUAGGGGCUGGGAGCUGCCUGCUGCCAUAGCAGCACCUUUAGCCAGGAUGGCCUGAGUGAGGCCUCUGUGCUGUCCUGCCCUGGUGCAUGGCCUUAGCUUUCUAGGCCACUGGGAGUUGUGGCUGGGCUUCCCAUCUUCCACGUCUUCCACAGAGACAUCCCACUGCGGGGUGGGCAGAUGGGCCUGGCCUUGAGAAAGGCAUUGGCCAUUGGUUGCCAUGGUGACCAGGGACCACAUUACUGCCUGUGAAUGCUGAGUGAGCGAGUAAGGGAGGAGGGGCAACUGAGGGUUCACCUCUGCCUUCUUGGGGAGGCUGAUUUCUCGCACACUGGCUGGCCCCCUCAGUCUCACUCCUCCUUGGGCUCCCCGAGGCUGCUGGAUCUGGUCUGCCUGCCUCCUUGUGCAGUCCAGCCCUGCCUUGCUGCAGCCCAGCCCAGAGGGAACUCAGCACUCUCCCCUGAGGGAGUCCCUGGGCCUAGCUAUCCCCUCACUAUUCCCUACCCAAAUGGUGGCUUUUCAUCUGAACUUAAGGUGGGGGAUAUUUUUAACCUUUUUCCGCUUUGGAAAAUGUCACUGUAAGAAAAGCCAGUAUACUUUCCCUGCACCCAUCUGCUCACCAGAUCUCAGGCAGGAAAGCCCCUCUCUGUUGAUGUCAGGGGCUAUCUUUUGGUGUACUUGUGUGAAAGUGGCUGGUUGGGAGCAGGGCCAAGAGGCUUCCCAUUAACCUGAGGUCUCUUUCUUUACUCUGGGUCAGACCUGAGGUUGGGGAAGGCAACUGAGCCAUGCUCAGAACGUCUGGUCCUGGCUUGGGCCUGAGUGGGGCAGAGAGGGCCUUUCCUGGCUGAUCAGGACUUACCAGCCCCACCCCACCAUGGUAGCCUCAGGGUGCCGAGUGCCUGGUGCUGCCUGACAAGUGCCUGACACCCAGCCUAGUUUCUUCCUGGCCCCUCUCUCACUGGCUAGAAAACCCUAGACCAUGUCAGAUAGGACAACACUGCUGGGUUUUACAUCCAGAUAGUAAUAAACAGCAUUUCAUCAUUUUC
This is a messenger RNA of Rhinopithecus roxellana (golden snub-nosed monkey), 3431 nucleotides long. It is a transcript of the gene MAPKAPK3, whose product is annotated as MAPK activated protein kinase 3. Lineage: Eukaryota; Metazoa; Chordata; Mammalia; Primates; Cercopithecidae. Bases 1187 to 2173 code for a protein of 328 amino acids. The record is from RefSeq and is a predicted model, not a curated record. The transcript is spliced from 12 exons. Gene Ontology annotation, molecular function: ATP binding; mitogen-activated protein kinase binding; calcium-dependent protein serine/threonine kinase activity. Gene Ontology annotation, biological process: toll-like receptor signaling pathway; peptidyl-serine phosphorylation; intracellular signal transduction. Gene Ontology annotation, cellular component: nucleus; cytoplasm.